AUGGAAAAAUUAAUAGAAAUACUAGAUAAGAAACUCAACAAUCAAACACUUGUUAUUACAACUUCUGUAACGAAAAAUGUAAUGGAAGCGCUUGAUGAAAAGAUGAAACUUAUCAUGAAGGAAAAUAGUAUACUCAAAGCCAAAAUUACUGAACUAGAAACGGAAGUGAAGUUUUUGAAAGAUGAAAAACGGAAAAACAAUCUAGUAUUUUUUGGGAUAGAAGAAAUAGGAAAAACUGAAUGUGAGCUUGUAGACUGCAUAAAGGAUCUCAUAGUGGACUCGGGAACACAGCUGGAUAGUAAUGAAAUCAGUAAAAUAUACAGAAUUGGAAAACAGGUCAACAACAAAAACCGCCCAGUCGUAGUCACUAUUACAACACUUUGGAAAAAGCACUUGAUAUUGCGAAAUAAGUCAAAUCUUCCGCAAGGAACAUAUAUCAAAGAAGACUAUACCAAAGAAGUGCUAGAAAAACGCAAGCAACUGCAGAUACAAGUAGAAGAAGAAAAGAAGAAAGGAAAUGUUGCGUUCAUAAAAUAUGAUAAAUUAGUAAUAAAGAAAACCAGAGACAACAACACAGAAAAACGAAAAAGAGAAGAGUCAGGCUCGCCAAACUCUUCAAAUCAAAAGAAAACUGCUGUACUCAAGACACAAAGCAACACAGGGACCAAAACUACAGGAAAAGAUAUACUAAGACCUAAUAUCCUUAACUAUGUUGAAAGAGGAAGAUCUGCUUCACUAUCGGAACUACCAAAAAACUUGUAA
This is a messenger RNA of Bombyx mori (domestic silkworm), 762 nucleotides long. RefSeq lists its product as uncharacterized. The coding region runs from base 1 to 762 and encodes 253 amino acids. The transcript has a single exon. Lineage: Eukaryota; Metazoa; Arthropoda; Insecta; Lepidoptera; Bombycidae. The record is from RefSeq and is a predicted model, not a curated record.